AGUGAAGUUAUCAACCAAUUUUGGGUGAGGAAACCUCGAGUAUCCAGAAUGUGUCUCCCUCCUAGUUUUAAGUGCAAUGCACACGGUAUGCAGGACUUACUGUUCUCAACGUCCAACUUCUUUAAGAUUAAAGUUGGUGGCGCACUUGGGGCCGUGAAACGCAGCCGCAGUGUUCCCAGCGGUCCCUCGUCGGCUUGCCCGAGGCGGAUUACCCGAAGAGUUGGUGGCGCACUUGGGGCCGUGAAACGCAGCCGCAGUGUUCCCAGCGGUCCCUCGUCGGCUUGCCCGAGGCGGAUUACCCGAAGCGACGCUCGGUCUAGUUUCGGUGGCGCUCGGUCCAUUCCGGAGCAGCCACCUCACCAGAACGGCACUGCAGUAGGGGUAGGUUGGAAUUCAGAGCACGAGUCGGUGCGCAUCAUUCCUUUCUGCAUUCUGAUGUCUUCGCCUGCACCAAAGCAGGCUGUCCCUGCCAGGCGCAUCAUGCCCCUCGAGAGCUCACUGUGCGGCGAGGUGGCGGCAUCGUCAGCGGCGCCGCGUGUUCCACGUGGCAAGCGUGGAGGGCAGCAGGCACUCCACUGUGCAGUCUGCGAGAAGGAGUUCCGAUUCAAGAGUAUCCUCCGGCAGCACUUACGGGUCCACACCGGGGAGAAGCCUUUCGAGUGCACGUUCUGCCAGAAGAAGUUUCCUCGAAAGGGUCAGCUAGCAACGCACCUUCGGAUCCACACCGGGGAGAAGCCUUUCGAGUGCAUGUUCUGCGAAGAGAUGUUUGUUCAAAAGGCACACCUAACAACGCACCUCCGAACCCACAUCAAGGUUAAACCGUUUGAGUGCGCAGUUUGCCAGAAGAAGUUUACUCGAAAUGGGAGUCUGAAGUUGCACCUUCGGACCCACACCGGGGAGAAGCCUUUCGAGUGCACGUUCUGCGAGAAAAAGUUUGCUCAAAGUGGACAACUAACAUUGCACCUACAGACCCACACCGGGGUGAAGCCUUUCGAGUGUGUGAUUUGCGAGAAGAGGUUCACGCGAGGUGAAAGUCUGAGGACGCACCUUCGCACUCACACUGAGGAGAAGCCGUUCGAGUGCACAGUGUGCAAGAAGAGUUUCUCUGCCAGUAGCGCUCUAGGAAUGCACCAGCGGACCCACACUGGGGAGAAGCCUUACGAGUGCACCGUUUGCAAAAACAAGUUUACUGCAAGUUCGAGUUUGAGAACGCACCUUCGCACUCACACCGGGGUGAAGCCUUAAGAGUGCACAGUUUACAAGAGGAGUUUCAGGAAAAGUGGACGUAUUAGAACGCACCUACGGACCCACACCGUAGAGAAGCCUUUCGAGUGCGUGGUUUGCAAGAAAAAGUUCGCUUUACGUGAAAACCUUGAGAAGCACUGUCGUUCCCACAUGUGCAUGUGCAUGGUCAGCAAGAAGUGUAACGGGAAGAACACCAAAGAAAGCGCCUCCGGACAUUGUGGGGAGAAGCAGUACGAGUGCUUUCGGAUUCCAUUCCCAUAGAAGUUUGUGUUUCUUUCUAGUCCUUAUAAUAUUAAGUAGAUAUUCGUCAUGAGUUUUCAGUUUUUCUGAGCAAAUUAAGUGUUUUUAAUCGACGAUUUGCAUUUGCGCGGUAUUGCAGCUUGACGACUACAAUUUGUCGAAUGAAUCCAUCUUGAACCUCUUCGAUGUUCCAAUUCUUGCCGUUAUUAUUCUUGUCGUAAUUCGCUUAACCCCGGCAAUUUUGUGCCCUUUUUUGACUUUCCGGUUUAUUUCUGUGACCCUUAAUGCUUGUAUUUUAGGGUUGUUUCUCAGUCGAAACAAAUCAGAAAUCCAAGAUAGCAUACGAAAUUUUCUAGAGGAACCAACAGGCUUUCCUUCUGUAGUCCGUAUUUAUUGAUCUUUGGUCCUUGUGUUACGUCUUAGUUUAAUGCAGUCUUUAAAAUAUUCUUACUCUGUCUCAACUCGCUGAUGUUCCCUUCCACCGAAGCGUGGAAAUUAGUUACACGUUCGUACAUUUAAUUUGUGAAACAUGUCUCCGAAUUAAAAUACUAAAAAGUAUCGUGUCGUGAACUGCUGUAAACAUUUUCUUGUACAACAUUUACCAACGAAUA
Messenger RNA from Thrips palmi, 2096 nucleotides. RefSeq names its product gastrula zinc finger protein XlCGF17.1-like. Bases 49 to 1245 code for a protein of 398 amino acids. Lineage: Eukaryota; Metazoa; Arthropoda; Insecta; Thysanoptera; Thripidae. Gene Ontology annotation, molecular function: DNA-binding transcription factor activity, RNA polymerase II-specific; RNA polymerase II cis-regulatory region sequence-specific DNA binding. Gene Ontology annotation, cellular component: nucleus. The transcript has 6 exons. Gene Ontology annotation, biological process: regulation of transcription by RNA polymerase II. The record is from RefSeq and is a predicted model, not a curated record.